This is a messenger RNA of Trichobilharzia regenti, 1152 nucleotides long. Lineage: Eukaryota; Metazoa; Platyhelminthes; Trematoda; Strigeidida; Schistosomatidae. The record is from the annotation of a GenBank genome assembly.
GUUUUAGUCUUAGCGUUGCUAACAUACAAUUUAGAAACCGUGCCUGACUGUUACCAGUUUUCACUUAAGCUAAAUUCAGCAAUGUCAUCAUUUUUAGGACUUCUGUUUUGAAGUGACUCUCGUGGUUUCCGAGUAAACUAAUUACACGGGCCCUAAAAUCUUCUACACCUCACUCCAGAAACAAUUUACGACAUCUUAACGACAAUCAAAGUAUGACUAAUAUCAAGGUCGGUAUUAUUGGAGGUUCCGGAUUCAAUGAUCCAAAUUUAUUCAAACAAGUGAAAGUGAAGAGUUACAACCCAGUUUGGGAAUCCUUCAGACGUUCUAACAGAAGGUCUUAUUGGAGAUGUUCCAUGUGUUAUACUUCCCAGACAUGGAAAGGAACACGUAGUAUUGCCCAGUGAAGUUAAUUAUCGGGCAAAUAUAUGGGCACUGAAAGAGGCUGGAUGUACUCACAUUUUAGCCACUUGUGCCUGUGGUAGUUUGCAGGAGCACGCACAACCAGGGGACUUUUUGGUUCUCGAUCAGUUUUAUGACAGAACUAAUGGCCGAGAGGUUUCAUUCUAUGGUAGCAGACCGGGUGCAUUAAAAGGAGUCCUACACAUGCCUAUGGCGGAUCCGUUUUGUGAAGAAACACGCCAGAUUUUAAUUCAAGCCGCCAAGAAUCUAUCCUUGGAUAUCUAUGAUCGAGAUAGUGGGAAGACCGCCCCUAAGCAUCCAUGUGUACAUACCAAAGGUUCCGUAAUCACCAUCAAUGGCCCACGUUUUUCUACUCGUUUCGAAUCGAAGUUAUUCCGAAGUUGGGGUUUGGAUUUAGUCGGUAUGACAUUAGUGCCUGAGGUUUCAUUAGCUCGUGAAGCAGGUCUGAGUUAUGCAUCUUUAGCCAUUGUAACGGACUAUGAUUGUUGGAAAGCAGAUCAAGCUCAUGUUUCUGUUGAUAUUGUUUUGCAAGAAUUUCGCAAAAGUAUAGAUAAAGUUAAAAAGGUUGUACUCGAAGCGGUGAGAUUGAUUGGUGCUCGUGACUGGACUAAAACUAUUGAGGCCAACCAGUUGCUAGUUCAAAACUCUCGUCAAGAUUUGGCUCACGCGAAAGGCGCAGGACUUCUUAGGGGUGUGAAGAAUGCAAACAAUGUUCUGAAGAGAAAUCCUUAA